AUGGCACCCAUCACGCUUGGCUUGCUUUGCCUCGUGGCAACCCUGGUUGACGGAAGUUCAAGACUUCUUGCGCCAGCUCAGGACAUCUAUCUACCGGCCAGCAAGACUGCCAAGCACCCACUGGAACACCUGGGCGCGAACGGACCCUGGUUCGCAGGACCCGAUGUCAAUGGCAUAUCAUCCAAAAUUCCAGAAAACUGCUACGUUGACCAAACAGCGUACAUUUCUCGGCAUGGAUCAAGAUAUCCCGAUCCCGGCGCGUACAAUGGUUGGGUUUCGAUGCAGGAACGAUUCCAAGCUGGGAACUACACUGUUUCUGGCAGUUUGAGCUUUCUUCCGCGAUGGAAACCGGUUCUGACGAAUCCAUCAUCUCAAAUCGCGAACUUGAGUCCGACGGGCUACAAAGAGGCUCACGAUCUCGGAUACACCUUGAGAACUAGAUAUCCUGAUUUAUACACCGAAGGCGAAGACUUUAUGGUCUGGGCCAACAACUAUUCUCGAGUUUUACAGACUGCAAAGUUAUUUGUUCGCGGUUUUCUGGGAACGAAUGCCACUUUGCUCGGAGAUGUUGUUUCCGUCACAUCUCGAGGAUUUGUCGCUGGCAUUGGCGACUCAUUGGCACCUUCCGACAUGUGUCCCGCUUUUCAAGACACGGAGGGAGGUGACUAUGUGACUGCGUGGAACGACGUCUACAUCCCUCCGAUUCUGGCUCGCCUACAAGCACUCAUCAAGGGAAACCUCACGCUUACACAAAGUGACGUGUCGCAAAUCCCCUACCUCUGCGGUUUCGAAAGUCAGAUUACCGGCCGACUCUCACCUUGGUGUGACAUCUUUUCCGAUGACGAAUUCCUCCAGUAUGAGUACUUCCAGGACUUGCGCUACUACUACGGAGUUGGUAUCGGUACCGAUAUCCCCAAGACCAUGAUGACGCCUUACCUGAAUGCCUUGAUGGACAUUUUCGCCCAAGGCCCCUCGGUAACCGGUAAACGCGAAGACGGGAGCGCCUUCAAUUUGCCGAAGAUUCUCGUGUCAUUCCUCAACGACGGACAGCUCAAUGAAUUGGUGGCCGCUUCCGGGGUGUUCGAAGAGCAACAGCCUCUGUCCAAUACGCAAAAGGAUGAUGGCCGCCUCUUCGUCACCUCUCGCUUCACCACAAUGCGAGGAACUAUUGCUUUUGAGAGACUGAACUGCGCGAAGCCUGCAAAUGGUAGAAAUGGCAACUCCACCAGUGUUUCUCAGCGUUCUCGACCGAACAGGAAAUCAAGUUGUACACAACCCUCACCCCCGAAUCAUGGGUCUCAGAAUUCCACGUACAUUCGCAUCCGUCUUAAUGAUGCUGUCUACCCGAUCCCUAACUGCAUUAGUGGACCUGGCUCUUCAUGUCCACUGGAGGACUACAAGCAAUAUGUCGCUACGAAGCUUGAGACCCAGGGUAAUUGGAUUCAGAAUUGCAAGGUUACCACGCCGGGGGCACCAACACAGGUGAAAGGUGCAAGUUUCUACACAGAUCUUAGUAGUCCUUGGUUAAGCCAUGUUGCUCCUUAA
Colletotrichum orchidophilum is the source of this 1545-nucleotide messenger RNA. Its product is annotated as histidine acid phosphatase. The transcript has 4 exons. Gene Ontology annotation, molecular function: acid phosphatase activity. Gene Ontology annotation, cellular component: fungal-type cell wall. Lineage: Eukaryota; Fungi; Ascomycota; Sordariomycetes; Glomerellales; Glomerellaceae. Bases 1 to 1545 code for a protein of 514 amino acids. The record is from RefSeq and is a predicted model, not a curated record.